This is a messenger RNA of Aureobasidium pullulans EXF-150, 1266 nucleotides long. RefSeq lists its product as uncharacterized. The annotation marks the transcript as partial. Gene Ontology annotation, molecular function: catalytic activity. The transcript has a single exon. NCBI's taxonomy places the organism in Eukaryota, Fungi, Ascomycota, Dothideomycetes, Dothideales, Saccotheciaceae. The record is from RefSeq and is a predicted model, not a curated record.
CUAAUCACAAAUUCGAACUUGCAUUCCCUCCAUCUCGGUACAGGCGAGUCGAUAUACAACUCUCUUCUUCCCCUUUUGGAGUCUGCAAACGAAGAAGUGAUACUAGUGACUUGUUUCUGGGCUGUUUCCUCUACGCAAAAACUGGUCAAUGAUGCACUACGAAAACUCUCGGACAAAGGAAAGCAACGAGAAAGAAAGAUUCGCGUGAGGAUAUGUUUUUCCUCCUCUGGUAUCUUGCAAAAACUCUUGCAUCCACAGAAUUUGGCUGGGAAAGUGUAUCAGCCAGAAACAUGGCAGUCUUCACUGCAUUUGCCAAAUCCGCAAGAGUUGGAGGGGCUGGAUAUGCAAGUCAAGAGUAUCUUCCUCUUGCCGUUUUCCGUUAUGCAUCCGAAAUUCAUUAUUGUGGAUAGGAAAGUUGCAGUAUUACCGAGUUGCAAUGUUAGUUGGGAGGAUUGGUUCGAGGGUGCUGUUACGCUCACUGGACCUGUGGUUUCCUGCUUUGUGGACUUUUGGAGGGAGUUUUGGGCACAGCCUGAAGAUCGAGAUGAACUGCUCAAUCGCUCUGCGGAUUCUGAACUGGAAGAUAUAAUCUCAAUGACACCACAGCAACAGCAACAAGCACACCUACCCAUCCACGCACCACUGGACCUCAAGGACAUUCCCACAAUCUUCCUACCCAGCCCCCACAACCGCAAUCCCUCCUUCCGCCUGCCCUGGCAGACCUCAGCCCCUCCCCCACCUACACCUCUAAACACCUUCUUCCUCCGCAGUCUCGCCUCCGCCGAAACAGAAAUCUACAUCCAAACGCCAAACUUAACCGCCCCUCCAGUCCUAACCGCCAUCCUCCGCACCCUCCACCGCGGCAUAAACAUCCAUAUCGUCACGAGCGAGAAACUCAUGAUCCUAGAGCAAUUGGUCACGGCAGGAACAACCACAUCCCGCUGUAUUUCCAAACUCAUCACUAGAUAUCAAGACCUUUGCUCUUCCCAAACUACAGAUCUAGAGGCGGGAAGACCGAAGAUGGGGGACUUGAGGAUUGAAUACUUCACACCCAAGGGACAAGGGAGGGGAGAACCACAGCAAAGUCACCUGAAAUGUACGAUUGUGGAUGGAGAGUUGGUGCUAUUAGGGUCGGGGAAUUUGGAUAGGGCGAGUUGGUUUACUAGUCAGGAGUUGGGGGUUGCGUUUUUUGACAAGGGGUUCGCUGAGAAGUUGCGAAUUGACCUCGAGGGUGCGCUGAAGGGGAGGGUUAGGAGGGUGUUGUAG